This is a messenger RNA of Acytostelium subglobosum LB1, 1113 nucleotides long. RefSeq lists its product as hypothetical. Gene Ontology annotation, biological process: methylation. The annotation marks the transcript as partial. The record is from RefSeq and is a predicted model, not a curated record. The transcript has 5 exons. Lineage: Eukaryota; Evosea; Eumycetozoa; Acytosteliales; Acytosteliaceae. Gene Ontology annotation, molecular function: methyltransferase activity.
AUGAGUAUACCAACAUUCUAUACACCAAAGACUCCAUCGACCACUGGAUCAGGAGUGACACCAACGACAACAUCAUCAUCAUUGGCAGCAUCACAACCUCAAAAGGAAGCGGUCAUUGGUACAAAUGAUGAUGCAGCCUCAUGUAAACUAUCAGCUGUAAAUAUAGGAUAUUACAAUGACAAGUAUGUUCAUUACUUUGUCAAGAAGCCCAUCAGAAGACCUCCUUUGAUCAAUCGUGGAUUCUUCUCUCGUGUCGAAACGAUCGAACAGCUCACCCAACAGUUCUUCUCAAUAUACUCUGGUUGUCCAACAGUCCAAAUAGUCAAUCUAGGCUGUGGCUAUGACACCUUCUACUUUAGACUUAAGAGUAGAGGACUGGUCAAGAAUGUAACAUACUUUGAGGUGGAUUAUGACAAGGUAGUCACUAACAAGAUAAAGAUCAUUCGAUCUUCGAGAGAGUUGAUGGAUCUCAUUGUGGAGGAGGGUCAGGAUCCUUCAUUGGUUGUACAAGACACUCGUAUAAUGUCCAAAGAUUAUAGAUUGACGUCAAUCGAUCUGACAGCAAGCCGAGAUGUCAUUGACAAUGUAUUCCAAUCACUCAACAUUGAUUACAAUGCUCCAACAAUGUUCAUAAGCGAGUGUGUAAUAGUCUAUAUACCAACAGAGUGUGGCAACACCCUAAUCAAAUGGGCUGCCGACCGGUUUGCCGAAGCAGCCUUUAUAACAUACGAACAGAUCAAACCCUAUGAUGAGUUUGGUGCAAUGAUGAUCAAGAAUAUCGAGAACAAAGGAUGUCCACUUCUUUCAAUCACAUCAUUUCCAGAGAUCAAGGAUCAGAGGAACAGGUAUCUUUCAUUGGGUUGGAAACGAGUUGAUGUACUUGACAUGCUGAAUAUAUACAAUCAAUUCAUAACCAAGGAAAGACGUAAAGAGACUGAGGUAUUAGAGAUAUUUGAUGAGUUUGAAGAAUGGAAUAUGAUUCAAGGUCAUUAUUGCUUCGUGUUGGCCAUCAAGAGUGUAGAUCAAUCAAAGACUGUUCAAUAUCACUUUGAACAACAACAACCGAUGCCGACAUUGGCAAGUGGUACGAACACAGUGUCGUCCACCACAUCA